AUGACGUCUACUGAAAUACAAUCACAUUCGAUACCGAAAUUAGCCAAUGUUGAACACUGGAGGGAGGUUGAAAAAUCCUUCCCACCUUUGAAAAAUGAUCUGUUACUUCGGGCUGCGAAAGGUGAAGAAACCGAACGUGCACCUGUAUGGGUCAUGAGACAGGCUGGAAGGUAUUUACCUGAAUUCCUUGAAGUGCGUAAAUCACAUUCAUUCUUUGAAUGUUGUCAAACACCUUCAAUAGCAUCUGCAUUAACACUUCAACCUAUCGAUCGAUAUUCAUUACUUGACGCCAGUAUAAUCUUCUGUGAUAUAUUAGUCGUGCCUCAAGCUAUGGGAAUGACAGUAUUAAUGGAACCUUCUAAAGGACCUGUAUUACCUCAACCAUUAUUAUCACCUUCAGAUCUCGACAGACUCAAUAAAAACGUCGACGUCCAAAAAGAAUUGGGGUACUUAUUCGAAGCCAUCACUUUGACUAGAAAAGGUCUAAAUGGAAGAGUACCAUUGAUCGGAUUUUGCGGUGCUCCAUGGACUUUAAUGGCUUAUAUGUGUGAAGGUGGUGGAUCGAAAACUUUCGAAAGAUCUAAAUCUUGGUUAUACAAAUAUCCAGAAGAAGCAAAACAAUUGUUAAGAAGAAUAGCAGAUGUUUGUGCGGAAUUAUUAGUCGGUCAAGUAUUAGCUGGUGCACAGAUGUUGCAAGUAUUCGAUUCAUGGGCUGGUGAAUUGACACCAUAUCAAUACAAGGAAUUUGCUUUACCACCUUUGAUCCAUAUUUCACACAAAGUCAAAUCCAUCUUAAAAUCAUUAGAUCAUCCUGGAGUAGCCAUCACUUUGUUCGCUAAAGGAGCCAAUGCACCUUCCACAUUGAGAUUGAUAUCUGAUCCCAAUGUGACCGGAUAUGAUACUUUGGGAUUAGAUUGGACGGUCGAUCCAAUUGAAGUGAGAGAAUACGUCGGUAAAAAAGUGAAUCUACAAGGUAAUUUCGAUCCAACAGUCUUAUAUGGUGGUAAAGAAGGAAUCGAAAAAGAAAUUCAAAGAGCGAGUACAAAUUGGAAAAAGGCAGGUGGUGGUUGGAUAGCUAAUUUAGGUCAUGGUAUAACACCAAAUGUCAAACCUGAAGAUAUGGGUUGGUUUUUGGAAUGUGUACACAAAUACUCAAAGAGGGAUUAG
This is a messenger RNA of Kwoniella shivajii, 1167 nucleotides long. RefSeq names its product uroporphyrinogen decarboxylase. The record is from RefSeq and is a predicted model, not a curated record. Bases 1 to 1167 code for a protein of 388 amino acids. The transcript has 3 exons. Gene Ontology annotation, cellular component: cytosol. Gene Ontology annotation, molecular function: uroporphyrinogen decarboxylase activity. Gene Ontology annotation, biological process: heme biosynthetic process. NCBI's taxonomy places the organism in Eukaryota, Fungi, Basidiomycota, Tremellomycetes, Tremellales, Cryptococcaceae.